CAACAAUCCCUAAGCAGUGGCGGCGAUGGAUUCCCCUUCAACCGCCAUUGCCCGCCCAUGAACAAACCAAAGCCUCUCAUUUCCGCUAUCUUAAACCUAAAUCUCCACCCAAAACCCCUCUUCUCUAACCCCAUUCAUCUCAUGGCCCUAACUCAAACCCGAACCACCCACUCGGAUCCACCCCAAAACGAUGCCGAGGAUGACGUUCUGUGUUCCAACCCAGAACAGACCCAAGAGGAACAGCCUUCUUCUCCUUCCCUCGAUGAAACGCCGUCGUUUGUUGGUUCUCCAGGGAAGUACUUAACCGGGGUUUCACGAUUUGAAAGAGCAUGGGCUCAUUGGACCAAGCUAGGUCGGCCUAAGCUAAUCGUUGCACCCAUGGUUGAUAACUCGGAGCUUCCGUUUCGAAUGCUUUGUAGAAAAUAUGGGGCUGAGGCUGCUUAUACCCCCAUGUUACAUUCACGUAUUUUUAACGAGAACCCAAAGUAUCGUUCUGAAGAAUUCACCACUUGCAAGGAGGACCGUCCAUUAUUUGUUCAAUUUUGUGCCAAUGAUCCUGAUAUAUUACUUGAAGCUGCAAGGAGAGUGGAAUCUCAUUGUGAUUAUGUCGAUAUUAAUUUGGGUUGUCCGCAGCGGAUCGCUAGACGAGGGUAUUACGGAGCGUUCUUGAUGGAUAACCUUCCUCUUGUGAAAUCGUUAGUCGAAAAACUGGCUUUGAACCUUAAUGUGCCAGUUUCAUGUAAAAUCAGAGUGUUUCCUAAGUUAGAGGAUACACUGAAGUAUGCCAAGAUGCUGGAAGAUGCCGGUUGCUCUCUUUUAGCUGUUCACGGCCGCACAAGAGAUGAGAAAGAUGGGAAGAAGUUUCGAGCCGAUUGGAACGCCAUUAAGGCUGUUAAAAACGAUCUUAGAAUCCCGGUUCUUGCCAAUGGGAACAUUAGGCAUAUGGAUGAUGUUCGAAACUGUCUGGAAGAAACGGGUGCCGACGGUGUGCUUUCGGCUGAGACUCUUCUUGAGAACCCUGCUCUUUUUGCUGGAUUCCGAACUUCCAAUUGGGUUGCGGAUAACGAGAAAGACUCUAUUGAUGGAAAACUAGAUCAAGCCGAUCUCGUCGUUCAGUACUUGAAGCUCUGUGAAAAGUACCCUGUCCCAUGGAGGAUGAUCCGGUCUCACGUUCACAAAAUGCUAGGAGACUGGUUUAGGGUUCAACCGCAGGUUAGAGAGGAACUAAACGCGCAGUCCAGGCUAACUUUCGAAUUUCUUUACGGUCUGGUGGAUCAGUUACGAGAAUUGGGUGUACAAGUUCCACUUCAUCAAAAGGAUGAUGCUUCGGCAACCGGAAACUUGGCCGAGGUAAUCGGUAUUUGAUUAGCCGGACCAAAGUUAAUUGAGUUGUAGGUGCUUAGAAUAGGGGAAAAUCAGACGCUAAUGAAUUUUUGAGCUAAAAAGAAAGAAUACCCUUAUGAAUUUUUUUGUGUAAGAUUAUUUUACUCUUUUUACAAUUUCGUCCCUUCAUUCAAUGGGAUAUAAUCCUUGUUUGUAAGGCAUUGUUGUUUCCUAUAUAACAUUGAAGAACAAUUUAUAUAUUGAAAUUGCUAUUGUACACUAGAAA
Messenger RNA from Gossypium raimondii (Peruvian cotton), 1609 nucleotides. RefSeq lists its product as uncharacterized. The transcript is spliced from 3 exons. Gene Ontology annotation, molecular function: flavin adenine dinucleotide binding; tRNA dihydrouridine synthase activity. The record is from RefSeq and is a predicted model, not a curated record. Gene Ontology annotation, biological process: tRNA processing. NCBI's taxonomy places the organism in Eukaryota, Viridiplantae, Streptophyta, Magnoliopsida, Malvales, Malvaceae. Bases 58 to 1365 code for a protein of 435 amino acids.